ACCAUCCCUUAUGCAAUCCUCGACCACAUAGGAAAAUCAUUUAGCAUUAUGUCUUCCAUCAAAUCCUAUGGCAAGAUUGAUGAAUCCGACCAAGCCCGGCUCGACGCUCGUAGGGAAACUCGAAAGAGAGUUGCCAUCAUAAGCCUUUCGUCCAUAGUUCUUGUCUGUGUCAUUGUUGCUGCUGUGGUUGGAACCACCGUUCAUAAUAAAUCUGGUGGGAACUCUAAAGGCUCGGCCAUCUCCACUUCUGUCAAGGCUGUUUGUGAUGUGACCUUGUACCAGGAUUCGUGUUACAGCAGUCUUGGUCCUCUGGUUAACUCCAACAAUGUUAAGCCUGAGGAGAUUUUCAAGUUGGCAAUUCAGGUGGCGAUCAAUGAAUUGUCGAAAGCCGCUACUCAUUUUUCGGCUGAUGGUGUUCUUAAUGCGACUGCCAAGGACACACAGUCUGUGGCAGCUUUGAAAGAUUGUCAAGACCUUUUGAGUCUGGCAUUGGAUCAUCUCAACGACUCAUUGUCUGACACUAAGUCGUUGGUUGAUGUGUUUGAUGAUCUCAAGACUUGGCUGAGCUCUUCAGGCACAUAUCAGCAGACUUGCAUUGAAGGUUUUGACGAUGUAAAAGGAGAACUCAAGGAUAAAGUUGUCGGCUACUUGAAGAACUCCAAUGAGUUAACUAGCAACAGCCUCGCCAUUGUCUCUUGGAUUUCCAAAGUCCUUAACUUAGUGAACCUAAGGCGACUUCUGACACACCCUGAUCCCACCGAUACGUACAGCCAGGGAGUACCAGAGUGGCUGCAUCGGAAGGAUCGCAAGCUGCUUCAGAGUUCGGAUUUGAGGAAGAAGGCAGACAUUGUCGUGGCAAGCAAUGGCAGUAGCAAAUACAAAACAAUUCAGGAUGCACUCAAUGCUGUUCCGGAUAAGAGCAAGAAGAGAACAGUCAUCUACGUCAAGAAGGGGGUUUAUUAUGGGAAUGUGAGGGUUGAGAAAUCCAAGUGGAAUGUUUUGGUGGUCGGUGAUGGUUCGAAUGCAACUAUUGUAACUGCCAAACUCAACGUUGUGGAUGGAACUCCCACAUUUUCCACUGCCACAGUCGCCGUUUUUGGAAAGGGAUUCAUUGCCCGGGACAUUGGAUUUCGCAACACUGCAGGGCCAGCCAAGCACCAGGCAGUGGCCUUGUUGUCAACUGCUGAUCAGUCAGUCUUCUAUAGGUGCGACAUUGAUGCAUUCCAGGACACUCUCUAUGCUCACUCCAAUCGCCAAUUCUACCGCGAAUGCAACAUUUAUGGAACAGUGGAUUUCAUUUUCGGGAACUCAGCAGUUGUGCUCCAAAACUGCAACAUAAUGCCUAAGGUUCCCAUGCGAGGCCAGCAGAACACCAUCACAGCUCAAGGGAAGUUUGAUCCCAAUCAAAAUACAGGAAUUUCGAUUCACAAUUGCAGCAUAUCGCCCUUUGGAGACUUGUCCUCGGUCAAAACUUUCCUCGGGAGGCCAUGGAAGAAUUACUCCACAACUGUGUACAUGCAAACAUACAUGGGAAAUCUCAUCAGCACUGAUGGAUGGUUGCCAUGGGUAGGCAAUAGCGCUCCCGACACCGUAUUUUACUCGGAAUUUCAAAAUUUUGGACCUGGUGCUUCCACAAAGAAUAGGGUUAAAUGGAAGGGGUUGAGAACCAUCAACCAAAAAGCAGCCAGCAAAUUUACAGUGCAUUCAUUUCUCCAAGGAACUAAGUGGAUCUCUGAUGCUGGUGUUACCUACACAUCAAGCCUCUGACCAAUAUAUUUGAUAGUUUCAUGAACAAAAAUUGAUUUUCUUUUCCCAAUUUAUUAUUUUCCAUUUCACACUUUUUGAUCAUGAUUGUUUUGUGUGCCUUCUUAUACUUUCUGAU
Messenger RNA from Malus domestica (apple), 1882 nucleotides. RefSeq names its product putative pectinesterase/pectinesterase inhibitor 24. Gene Ontology annotation, biological process: cell wall modification. NCBI's taxonomy places the organism in Eukaryota, Viridiplantae, Streptophyta, Magnoliopsida, Rosales, Rosaceae. Gene Ontology annotation, molecular function: pectinesterase inhibitor activity; pectinesterase activity. The record is from RefSeq and is a predicted model, not a curated record.